Molecule: messenger RNA, 3641 nt
Organism: Salvelinus sp. IW2-2015
Lineage: Eukaryota; Metazoa; Chordata; Actinopteri; Salmoniformes; Salmonidae
Product: calcium permeable stress-gated cation channel 1
Cellular component (GO): plasma membrane
Molecular function (GO): calcium-activated cation channel activity
Source: RefSeq, a predicted model, not a curated record
CCCGUUAGCCAACCCCUGAGCAGGUGGGAGUUCCUGCUCUUGUUUCUUGGAACUGAUGCAAAAUGAGCAGCAGCAAUGCAGCAUCCAUCCCAACCGGACGCUAGCGAUAAGGAGCAUUUGAGAGUUGUGGUUGUAUGACUUCAGCCCCUGAGACGUAGGCCGAGUCUCACUCAUGGCGGACUCUAAGCUGUUUGUGACGGGGGCGCCCCCUCUGGAUGAGAGGGAUAUGGAGCUGGAUGUGCUGGGCUUCCUGGACUCUCUGGGGGAGGACAACAUCACUGCAGCAGAGAGGUGCUACCGCUCCCACUCCCGCAGCAGUGUCCUGCAAGGCCUGCCCUUUGGAGGGGUGCCCACGGUCCUCGCCAUUAAUGUUGUCAUGUGGAUGUUUCUUUUGCUGAUCUUCUCCUGUUUGAGGAAGGCUGCUUGGGACUAUGGCCGUCUGGCUCUAUUGAUGGAGAAUGACAGCCUCACGUCGUUGUUCUACGGAGAGCAGAGUGAGAAGGAGAAGUCCCCGUCAGAGUCCAGCCCGUCAGACUCCGAGACCAAGGACUUGGGCUUCUGCUCUUGGCUUACAACAAUCUAUCAUAUGAAGGAUGAUGAGAUCAGGAGUAAAUGUGGCAUCGACGCUACGACCUACCUGUCCUUCCAGCGCCACAUCAUCCUGCUCAUGACUGUGGUCUGCCUGCUGUCUUUGGCCAUCAUCCUGCCUGUCAACUUUUCCGGGAACCUCCUAGGGGAUAAUCCUGAAAAUUUUGGAAGAACGACUGUGGCUAAUCUUCCUGCAAAGGACAGCUUCCUGUGGCUCCACAGUAUCUUUGCUCUGCUCUACUUCAUCAUCACAGUGCUGUGUAUGGCCCACCACUCCUCACGCCUGGAGUACAGAGAGGACGAGAAGGUGGCCAGGACUCUCAUGAUCACCUGCAUCCCAAGAGAGAUCUCAGACCCAGGCCUCAUCACAAAACACUUCCAUGAGGCUUACCCCAGCUGUACUGUCACUGACGUCCGCUUCUGCUUCAAUGUACACAAACUGAUGAUGCUGGACUCUGAGCGACGGAAGGCGAUGAAAGGAAGGCUGUAUUUCGCCACUAUGUCCCAGAAGGAGGGGAAGAUCAUGAUUAAGACCCACCCCUGUGCUACCAUAUUCUGCUGUGACGUGUGCGGCUUUGAGCAGGUGGAUGCAGAGCAGUACUACAGUGAGUUCGAGGAGAAACUGACUGAUGAGUUUAAUGCAGAGAAGCAUCGCAUCUCGCUCAAGAGGCUGGGCAUCGCCUUCGUGACUUUUCGGGAUGAGAGGAUGACUGCUGUUAUUGUCAAGGACUACAGCCGGCUCCGUUGCCGUCGGAGACCCAAGCAAUCUAGCAUCACCACGGUAGUUCAGUCUCACAGGUGGGGUGUAGGCUAUGCCCCAGCUCCAAGCGACAUCAUCUGGGAGAACCUGUCGGUGUGUGGCUCCCGCUGGUGGCUGCGCUUUGUCCUGCUCAACAUCCUCCUCUUCCUCCUCCUCUUCUUCCUCACCACGCCCGCCAUCAUCGUCAACACCAUGGACAAACUCAACGUCACCCGGCCUGUUGACAGCCUGAGGAGCCCGAUCAUCACUCAGUUCUUCCCUACCCUCCUGCUCUGGGCGUUCUCUGUCCUGUUACCCUUCAUAGUCUACUACUCGGCCUUCUUCGAGUCUCACUGGACCAGAUCCAGUGAGAACCAGAUCACGAUGCACAAGUGCUUUGUACUGUUGGUGUUCAUGGUGAUCAUCCUGCCCUCGCUGGGUCUCUCCAGUCUGGACCUGUUCUUCAGGUGGCUGUUUGAUGUCAAUUUCCUGGAAGACAAGAAUAUAAAAUUUGAGUGUGUGUUCCUGCCUGAUAACGGAGCGUUCUUUGUGAACUACGUGAUUACGUCCAGCCUGAUCGGCACGGCCAUGGAGCUGCUGCGUAUCCCAGCUCUGAUGGUGUAUGCUCUGCGUCUCUGCUUGGCCAAGCCCGGGGCCGAGCGCAUCCACGUCAAACGGAGCCAGGCCUAUGAGUUCCAGUUUGGUCUGGAGUACGCCUGGACCAUGUGCAUCUAUGCUGUUAGCAUAACCUACAGUAUCACCUGUCCCAUCAUCAUGCCCUUUGGGCUGCUCUACCUGAUCCUGAAACACAUGGUGGACCGCUACAACAUCUAUUAUGCCUACGUGCCCACCAAGCUCAACCAGCGCAUCCACACUGCAGCCAUCAGCCAGGUCAUCGUGGCGCCCAUCCUCUGCAUGUUCUGGCUUCUGUUCUUCUCCGUGCUCAGACUGGGCCCAGUGCAUCCCAUCACCCUCUUCACCUUUGUGUCCCUGCUCUCCUGCCUUGCCUUCUCCCUCCUUGGCCUAUGCCUUAGGAAACAGCCUGACAAGUCAUCAAGCUACCAGAUGUCAGACCAGGUGUCUGCUGACCAGCCAGCAGAAGGGGCCUUCGCUAAUGCAGAGAGAAGCUCCACCCCCUCCACCACCCCAUCUAAUCUGUUUGUGGCAUCUGUGUUGCUGGAGCCGGAGCUAGGCCUGACCCCGAUGCCCUCCCCAGCUCACCAGAGCUACGGGACCAUGGCCAGCUCCCAGGACCGAGAGGAGGAGGAGGAGGAGGAGGAGGACCACGUUGAAACCAAUGAGACAGAGCUCCAAGAGCCCCCAGACCCCUACUAUGCCAUGGACAGCCCAGUGGGUAACCAGUGACCCCCCCCCCUCCACCUCCAUGCCUACGCCUGUGAUAUAAACGUGCCACAAUGCUGCAUAUUUACCUUUUAACCUCAGAAUCACAUCCAACUGCCUCAGCCCCUCUGACUGGACCAUGUUUGUGAGACCAUUUGGAUUGUGUCUUUGGCGGUUCUUUGGAACCCAAGGCUGAAAUAAUUUCUUCCUCAGCCCUGUGGCGGGGAUGUGGAGAAAGGAUGCAAGUGGCCUUCUCUCCCUCGGUGUACAGCAGUCAAAGUGACCACACCACAACAUCUCUCAAAGCUGUCAUCAUAAAUGAACCAUACGGAGGAUACUUCAAACAAAAGUGCUGUCAUUUUCUGACUUACUGCUUCAUAAUUUUCUCCCUUUCCUCCCUCUAUAAGUUGCAUGGAAUGAAUUAACUAGCGAGGAAGGACACUGGGACAGGAGUAGGGGUGAAUUUCACCAACUCAGUGGGUUUUAACCGACUGACCCUACUAGACAGAGUGGUCUUGGCUCUGGUGUGGUAGAGCUCCGUGAGGCAGAGGGUUAGGGUUGUAAUCAAGCCAUCUGCAGUGAGAGAACAGGACAGACGGAUGGAGGGCAGAGUGGAUCUCAGAGCUCUAACACUCCCUAUGGAGUAGAAGGCACAAGGAACCCAAUGGGACCUGAUACUAUUGUAUUUUUUUGUCAAGGUUGUUAUUUUUGCUAUUCUGUAGUUGCCCGUUGUAUGUGAUAUUAUUGUGCUGAAGGGUGAGGGGCAGGCUGUUUAUUGUUUAACAAUGUAUUUAUGGUGCCAUCCCUUUAUUGUUUAUUAUUGUUUAUAAUUAUUACUGUGAAAAAGGUGUCUUCUUGUUGGACAAGUCCAGGUAGUCAACCAUUUCAAAACAUGAUCUCCAAUUUACUUUGGUUUUAUGUUUUGCAUAAAUGUACGGCAGCAAAAAAUAGUAAAGAAAAAAUACUAAUCUUA